Molecule: messenger RNA, 1455 nt
Organism: Mus pahari (shrew mouse)
Lineage: Eukaryota; Metazoa; Chordata; Mammalia; Rodentia; Muridae
Gene: Hmx3
Product: H6 family homeobox 3
Exons: 2
Coding region: 84-1154 (356 amino acids)
Biological process (GO): regulation of transcription by RNA polymerase II
Cellular component (GO): nucleus
Molecular function (GO): RNA polymerase II transcription regulatory region sequence-specific DNA binding; DNA-binding transcription factor activity, RNA polymerase II-specific
Source: RefSeq, a predicted model, not a curated record
CUGAUUUCCGGCCCCUAGCCUCCUCUCCCCGCCGCCCGCCUGUCCCGCUCCCGCCCUCCGUGGGACCCGGAGGACUGGGGACCAUGCCGGAGCCCGGGCCGGACGCCUCGGGCACUGCCAGCGCGCCGCCCCCGCAGCCGCCGCCCCAGCCUUCCGCGCCCAAGGAAUCCCCGUUCUCCAUCAGGAACCUGCUCAACGGAGACCAUCACCGGCCGCCCCCGAAGCCUCAGCCGCCCCCACGAACGCUCUUUGCGCCGGCCUCGGCCGCCGCUGCCGCCGCCGCUGCUGCCGCCGCCGCAGCCAAAGGUGCCCUGGAGGGCGCCGCGGGCUUCGCGCUCUCGCAGGUGGGCGACCUGGCUUUCCCCCGCUUUGAGAUCCCAGCGCAGAGGUUUGCCCUGCCCGCGCACUACCUGGAGCGCUCCCCGGCCUGGUGGUACCCCUACACCCUGACCCCCGCCGGCGGCCACCUCCCGAGACCAGAAGCCUCGGAGAAGGCCCUCCUGCGAGACUCCUCCCCUGCGUCCGGCACCGAUCGCGACUCCCCGGAGCCUCUGCUCAAGGCUGACCCCGACCACAAGGAGCUGGACUCCAAGAGCCCGGACGAGAUCAUUCUGGAAGAGAGCGACUCGGAGGAAGGCAAAAAAGAAGGAGAGACGGUGCCUGGAGCGGCCGGGACGACCGUAGGGGCGACUGCGGCGACACCGGGCUCAGAGGACUGGAAGGCGGGCGCCGAGAGUCCGGAGAAGAAGCCAGCCUGCCGCAAAAAGAAGACGCGUACGGUCUUCUCGCGCAGCCAGGUCUUCCAGCUCGAGUCCACCUUCGACAUGAAACGCUACCUGAGCAGCUCUGAGCGCGCCGGCCUGGCCGCGUCGCUUCACCUCACCGAGACACAGGUCAAGAUCUGGUUCCAGAAUCGCCGCAACAAGUGGAAGCGACAGCUGGCGGCCGAGCUGGAGGCGGCCAACCUGAGCCACGCCGCUGCGCAGCGCAUCGUGCGCGUGCCCAUCCUCUACCACGAGAACUCUGCGGCCGAGGGGGCGGCAGCGGCUGCGGGGGCGCCGGUGCCGGUCAGCCAGCCGCUGCUCACCUUCCCGCACCCAGUCUACUACUCGCACCCGGUGGUCUCGUCCGUGCCCCUGCUACGGCCGGUGUGAGAUGGGACAGGGGACAGGGAGUGAGCACCCGGCCACCUUUCGGGGACCCCGGAGGAGACUGGGCCGGGCCGAGGGUGCCGGGCUGUGGCCAGCGACCUUGGGCUCACUGCCUUGCCUCCCACCCCCCAAUAGCAUUUUGUAAGUAUUUGCAAUGCAUUUUCGUGCAAUUCAUUCCUAUGAAUUUGAGGCGCUUCUCCUCUUAUUUUUGGUUUUGCUUACCAUUGAGAAAAAACGGGGUGGGGCAGGGCGGAACGACAAAAUUACCAGGUCAAAACUUCCAAUUGAAAGUUCUUUAAAAAAA